GCGUUUUGCAACAUUGCCUUACGUAACAUUGAGUGUAACUUGAGCUGGUUGCUUCUUCAUUCGCAGGAAAUUUCAUCAGGAAGCUGUUACCUCGCCGAAAUCUCCUCAAUUUCUGAAGUACGAUUUGAAAGGUUCAAAGGGCAAAAAUUUGCAAUCAAGACAGCCGAGGUUAGCUGCUAUUUUUGAACAAAUUGAGUUGUUGCAACGUGGAACUUUGGCGCCCCUCCGUUUUGAUCCCUGAAAGACAAUAAACAUGACGUUGGAUGCUGAAGACCAAAAGCGCCUGAAGGUCGCUGACUGGAUCAUCAUCGCGAUCUAUUUUAUAGCGUGUAUGAUCGUGGGACUGUGGGUGAGUUUAACACAAUCUGCAGUUCAUUAAAAGCCAUCGGUCGUAAACCUAGGCGAGGUUGUUUACAACUUACGCUGUACGCCUCAUGAGUCCAAGUUUUGUAAGGCCGUAAGAAUAUUUUACAGAAAAUUCUAGUGUUACUGCCUUUCGGUAAUUGUCAUAUUUUAGGAGACAGCAUGUUAACUAAAUUUGAUUUCUAGGAAAGGCUAUUUGUCGAACAAGAGUAGAUCUUGAAUGCAGACAUAGCCAAAACUCAAGAUGUUGACAACGCAUCGUCUCAAAACAAAUUUGUCGCGGCGUUCUGGAAAAAAAAAAAACAACAACACCCACACUAGCCAUCUGCUACGGUUGCUUUGUUAUAUUUUAACCUUCGUUCUCCUCGCAUUCUGAAAUUUCGAUGGAGAAAGUCUCGCAAUGUAAGUAGUUUGUCUUAGUAGACCGUAGUGUCUGGGACCUGUGCAUAAUUUUACACAUGUUCUUGAAUAGAGUAAUGCUCAGUUGACCUACGAUAAAAGUCGUGUGCAGAUUUGUCUUUUUCGAUCCCUAUUAAAACUUUGGUUCGAAUAUAGGACUGUAGUGAAAAGCGUAAUUACAGCGUCGUCUUAGCCAGUGUGUAUCGUGAGCUUCUGUGAAAUUCCGCGCUUUGAGUUGAGGGCAGUCGACAAAUGACCCAAACAGAUGUAAUUUUACGAGACUGACAGGUUCUUGAUAGAUCUUGGUUGAUUUUUAACUUUUCCAGCAGAGCGCUGUUGCAUCAUUCCUUUUUCUGUUUUUUUGAAUUUAUUUUUCCUACAGUACUAGCGAUGGAUCUCUGAUUUGGUUGUGUUGGUAACAGCCACUUAAGUUGGGAAGGCAAUUGUUUUUUUAAGUUAUCGUUUCCUACGCAUUGUAUGCUCUCUGUUUGGUUGUCAAUCAUCUUAAAUAUGUGACAGCAUGGUGUAUGCAAAUUGCAGACUCAUGGGAGUUUGCAAGAACAACACACUUUAGAGUUUGCAUCAUAUAUGUUGGCAAAAUUUGUGCGAUAAAAAAGGUCCUUUGGAAAGGACAGCACUCAAGAGUAUGAAUUAGUGCAGUUAUGUAACCUUCCUUGACCUCUGUAAAAUACAAAGCCAUAUUUUAACCUUGGGAAUGAAGCCAAUAUCUCAUUGAUAGCAAUAAAUGUUUUGCUUUGUUUGUAGACAUAUGGAGCUCUUUUGCUUUUCAUAGUGACUGUUUUGACCAUUUUAAACCUCUGCAGUGUGAAUGUUUUUUUCAGAAUACCGUGAAAGUGGAGUCAAAACUAUUUUUAGGAUUUAAAACAGUUUCAUAUGUUGUCUAUCUUGCCACUGCCUUGAGUUCUAAACAUAUUUUUCAGGAUUAAUUGGUCUAAAAAUUUUCAAAACUCCUCUUCAAUUUAUGGGAAAAUCAAGAGUGUUAUUGAAUCAGACAUCUUGCUAGAAAGGAAAUGAUUAGAAACAGCGGCAAUAUACAGCUGAAAUGCUUUAACUUGUCUCUCAAUGACUGCAUUGUUAUUAGGGAUUCUUCCACUGAAAUUUUGUUUUGAUCUGUUUGUAGUAAUAUGUAACAAAUAGUAGAGUAAUACAGUUUAUACCAAAUAUUUAUUGAAAGCAGAUAAAGUGUGAUAUAAAUUGGCAAACAAGCACAAUAAUUCUAAGAUCUUGUUUAAAUUUCUAUAGACAGUGGAAUUAACAUGAGUUCUACUCAUGCGGAAAAAGUUUAUUUGAUGGUUGUAAGCUUGUGCCUGAUCUUCACAAGUAUUCACAGAUUACCAGGUGUCUCAUUAGGAUAUUCUUUGUUAUUUAAAAUCUAACUCAAAUUUAUUAUUGUUAUUUUUUCUUUUUUUUUUCAGUCUAAGUUCCGAAAACAGAGAGGCAGAAAUGAAACUGCCGAAACAUAUUUUUUGGCGGGAAGAUCUGUGAUGUGGUGGGCGGUAAGUUGUUUUCAACCUGCAUAUUCUCCAUGCUGUUUGCUAUACAUUUACUAAGAUGCUGACUAGGAGAAUCCAUACAAAAAUUGAGAACUUCUUUAUUUGUUUAAUUCUUUUGGGCUGAAUAAUGUGUGAUUCAGGGGUAAUAUUGUAAGGAGAAAGUAGAGGCUAGUCACUCUUUGGUGUCAAGGGUAAAUGAUAAAAGAAGAGGAGAUAAAAAGCUGUACUCCUUUUGAUCUGUACCAGGCUCAGGUUAAAAGCAUCUCUCCCUUUUUUAAUCGUCUGGUAAAUUAAGUAGCAAACUGUGUUCUUAAGGACGGCACUUGGGACAAAAUUGCUUGUGAUAUACAAUACAUCGAGGAAGCUAAGAAUCUACCAAGUUGACAUGUUUUCCCAUAGUAAAGUACUGUUUUUAUUCCAAAGUUAGGAAAGAAGAAGGAGUGUAUUUGGGGUAAGGGGGAUGUGUAAAAUGUACCCUUAAAUCCUCUGAGAUAUGGUUACACCCGUGAUUGAGCCCUGAGAUAAUCCGCUCGUGGUCAGUUUGCAUCUCAUCCCAAUGUGAUCUUGAUUUCUCAAACAUGGAACAUAACCUUAUGUAAUCCAAUCAAAAGCUGGCUUUCCUUCCUCAUCCAACAUUGUCGUUUUCUAUCCUGAUUAUCCUUGUAGUCCUUGCUAUCAUUUUGAUUUUCUAACUCAUGGUUUUAAACCUUUGGUGUUCAUCCUUAGUUUCACAAAAUGCAUCAUGAGUUAAAACAAAACUGGCCUUGCCUCUUCAGUCAAGCAAUGUUAUUAGCUCCAGAUUACUUUGAUGUUCUUAUAAUUUAAAACAAAUCCUCUCUUCCUCCCAACCCAUUUGGAAAAGUCUGGAUGUUUUCGUAUUUGGAUUGAUACACAAAAGAUAUCAAACCAUGUGCUUGUGCCAUGUAAUAAACCCAUUGAUUUUUUUACAGCACAUGUCUUUGACUCAAAUUCUGUUUCUUGAAUGUAUUUCAGGUGGGGCCCAGCCUUUUUGCCAGUAACAUUGGCAGUGAGCACUUUGUCGGAUUGGCUGGUUCUGGAGCAGCAACAGGGAUUGGUGUUGUGUCAUAUGAAUGGCAGGUAAGGGUGCUGUGUAAUCAGCUUGGAUUGAUCUCUCAGUGGUUAUCAUGCGAUUGCAGUUAUUUGUAGGAAUUGCAUGCAUUCUCUAUGCUUGUAAUGCUGCUGUAUUCAGGAGAUGUACAUUGUACCUGUGGAAAUAAGCAUUUUUACAUUUGAAUGGCUACAAAUAAAGUUUUUGUUUCUGUUUACUUGCACUAGAAGACGUAAUUGAGUCGGAGAAAUUUUGCAAAGUCCUUGUGGUGGGACAUAAUUUGCUCCCUGUUAAUGAUCACUUCAUUUCAAACUGGUGUGAGCUUUGCUAAAAUUGCAGCAACAAGAAGAGUUGUUAGUAGUGACUUGUUUUGGAAGGAGCAAGAAACAAAGCAUGGUGAUGUUCUUUUGCGAUAUUAUGCUUGUACUCCCAUCUGGUUUGUUUUCUUAAAUAAUGCGCAGCUGAUAUUUGUUCCCAAAUGCUGUGUUCUAGAUCACAAACAAGUUUAGUUUAGGUUCUGUGUAGGUAUUGGUGAUCUUUUUGUUUUGUAAUGAUAUAUGUGAUCAGGUGCUAGGGAAUCAGAGCAUGUCUUUCUUUCUAAAUAAAAAUUCACAACAGGAGAACAAGGCAAACGAAAAAUUGCAACAUUUUUUACUUUUCACUGUGGACACUUCUCUGUCUUUUCAGUUUCCUCCUCCACGCUUGUUGGCAUCCUUAAUAGCAAACCCCCAAAAAUGCCUUUAAAACGAUAUAUUACUCAGUAAUCAUGGUCCAGUUGUUCAUCAUUCUUAUUUCAAGCAAAUUUGGCAUUUCCCUUGGGCGGGAUUGAAUGAAAUGAAAUUUUAAUUUUUAUAGUUACUUUCAUUUAAACUCUCUUUGGUUGUUUUGCGGUACAAUAUUAACAAUAAUCGUCUAGGAAAAAAAAUAUUUUUCAUUAAAAAACAAAUUUAAUUAUUUCCCAGCUGCAUCUCUAUUGCAAGCAAACAAAGAGACUUUAUCAUGAGUGUCUUUUGUCAAAAUAAACUUUGAGUCAAAACACCCCAGAGCAUGUUUUCUAAAAUCAUAAUUGAUGCUUUCAAAAAACAGUAGUCCUUUCACUAGAACAAUGUAAUCGCUCUAGCUUAUCUUUCCACUUCAUAAUUGAAAAGGGUAGUUAAACCGCAAUCUCUUUUUGAUAAUUUUAAUUUCAAACAAUGGCUUAUUGGCCUAAUAUACCAUUCAGAUAAUGUUGUAGUGACAUUUCAGAAUUCUUGAUGAUAAUAACACCAUGAGUGGCUGUUUGGUGCAUUUUUUCUUCUCUCUCUCUGAUUAGUAUACUUUGGACUCAUUUUGAUGAAACUGUUUUAUAAACAGUCAUGCUACGUACUGCGUAACAGCUAGGAGGUGCUGAAACAAGCUGUUGCUUUUAUGGAGACCUCAGUACUUGUAUAUGCAGCAGCUAUCUAAAGAUUGACACGUUAUGAUUUUGAAGUUACGUUAAAUGAAAUUGCAUUAUAAACAUUCUUGCCGCAUAUUACAUAACAGGGAGGUGCUGAAACAAGCUGCUGCUUUCAUGGCACAUUAGUCAAGUGUGGAGACCUCAGUACUUGUAUAUGCAGCAGCUUUCUAAAGAUUGACACACAUUAAGAUUUUAAAGCAAGUUAUUUUCAAUGAAAAUGCAUUAUGAACAGUCAUGCCACAUAUUACAUAACAGCUGGGAGGUGCUGAAGUAAGCUGUUGCUUUUAUGGCACAAGUCAAGCGUGGAGACCUCAGUACUUGACUGUAUAUGCAGCAGCUAUCUAAAGAUAGACACAUUAAGAUUUUGAAGCAAGUUAUGUACUUGAAUACUCUUAUGAAUAAAAGGGAUACUUGUGUGACCUUUAACAGAGGUUCAAUACAGGCAUGAAAUAAAGCCUAAUUAAUGAAGGUGCCAUAUUCUGCCAAGGUUGACAACUUAAUGUCUAAAAUGUGCGGCUAAACUAAGAGGCAGAUAAAAGUUAGCCCCAUUGUUGUACAGCAAAACAUUUUGAUUGUUUUGUCAGUGGGAGACUGUCUGUUGGAGUUGAAUUUAAUUUAACAGUCAGUUAUGUAGUUCUAGUUUGUUCCUAAUAGAUAAAGCUAUCAGGAAGUUCUGAUAACUUGCCAUAAAUGUUUUUUGGUCUGCUGCUUUUGCAUGUAGCUGGUUGCUUAUGCCUUGUUUCCAUAUUAUUACUGUUUUAAGAAAUUAUAAUAAUAUUAUUGAUGUGUCAUUGAAUAAAUUCAGACUGAAGCCAUUACCUCUUUUUUUAGAGGAAUUGAAUGUAUAAUAAUUAUUGACCUCAAACAGGCUUACAUUUGGGAGUUAUUGUUUUUAAGUAUUUGCUGGAGGUUUCUGCAUAAUCAGUGGAACAUCUGAAUAAUUUCCAGACGGUGUCGUAUAACAUUUGCCAAAACAUCACGGGAUCUUCAACAAUCUGACCUAUUGGCCUUUUGUAUUUGCUAUGAGAAAAGAGAAGAAUAUCAAUCAUGGGAUUAUUAGUUGAUCCAAUACCAAAUUCUCUGAACUAACAUCAUAAGAACUGUAUGGUAGAUAGUAAGGAGAAUUACUAAUCAGAUCUUGGGAGUGAAACCCUGAUGAGUGUAUUUACCAUUGAAAAUCCUAAAAAAUGGGGAAGAUCAUCUUUACUUUAGGUAGCUUUGAUUCUUGGCCAACAUCUCAGUUCAAUUGUCAGCCAACUUUAGGAGUAGCAAGUCAGGCUGACAAUUGGGAAUAAAUUUAUGCUAGAAUUUGGGUUUCAGUCAUGCAAGUUGCAGACUGUGGGUGACUUUAUGGGGAUUAAAAUGCAAUCAUUUUAGGCUUCUUGAUUAAAAAAUUCCUGAUUGGGUUACUACUUGCUAACUGUUGUUAGCAGGCUACUAUUCAAAGAACACCCUUGUGAAUUGAAAAAGUGUCCCCUGACUUAAUACAUGUUCCUUGAAUGAAGGUUACAGAUGCAUUAAGCUUAUCAAGGCAGGUUAUUUCUUUUGGAAUCAGGGUUUGUCUCUUGAAUGGAGGGGUAUACUGUGCCUUGAUUAAGGUGUCUUUGAAGAAAAGUUUUAUAAACUGUAGUUUAUAAUUACAUUUCAUGUAGAACAGUCCAAUUUGUUUUUAAUCAUUUGUAGGCCUGCUGGGUGUUGCUGCUUCUUGGAUGGGUUUUCCUGCCAAUUUACCUGCGAUCAAGGGUAAGGAUUCUGGCUAUAAUCCUUUAACUCCCAGAAUUGAUUAACAAAUAACUUCUCCCUACAAUAUUCAUUCACUAUCCAGCAAACAGGUUAUGAGAAUAUUCAAUCUUGUCAGGUAGAGGUUCUCUUGGCCUAACACCAAAUUCUUGCAACUAAUUAAAAGGAAAAGUGUAGAAGUUGGAGGGGGGAAUUUAUGAUCAGAUCUUGGGAUUGAAACGGUUAAUAAUUUAGAAUGGAAAGAAAAAGUUACAUGUUUUUACUUUUGCUUUAAUUUGUUUCUUUAAUUUAAAAUUUCAUUUUCAAGCUCCAAAUCCAUGUCACCUUAUGCUAAAUUUAAAUUUAUUUGUUGAUACUGGAAUGAGCUUUGUAGUAAUUCCAGUUAUUCUCCUAUGCUGAUGUGACCCUCAACUCACUAUGAAUGUAUUGUGUGCAAACAUUUGCAAUAACAGUGUUUUUUUUUGUUUUUAUUUUAUCAACUGCAGGUGUUUACCAUGCCUGAAUUUCUGCAAAAAAGGUUUCAGAGCCAGUGGGUUAGAACAUACCUUACUGUGGUGGCUUUGUUCUCAUAUGUCUUCACAAAGUUUUCGGUGAGUACACCUUGGAGUGAAUUGUUACAGUACUAACUGAAACCUCUAGCACAUCAUGUGUAUGUUUCAUCCAGAGAGCCAGUGUGCUAUGCUUGUGCAGUGACUUGUGACAGUUCACUUGGAGCGGUUUCCUAUUGGAGAUCUGCUUGACUCAAUCUUCCCAAAAAAAAAGAUGAUACCAUAGAGGGUCAGCAAUAUUUCACCACCCACCCUUUAAAAAAAAAUGGAAAUGCUAGGAACCCCAAUUUGGUCUGACGCAAGGGCUUUGGAAGUGAAAUUGACAAAUUUUGACUCCAUCUCAGAUUUUCAAUAAAAUUCCAUUAUCAAGGGUGUCAUAAAUCAGUAGUCAUUGUUUGUAUUGUAGGUUGACAUUUAUGCUGGUAGUUUGUUUCUGUAUGAAGCAAUUGGCUGGAAUAUUUAUAUCUCUGCUGCUGUGACCUUGGCAAUAACGGCUGUCUACACUGUCCUGGGUAAGUUCAAUACUAACAGUUCCUAACUAAAGAUAGUUGUAUUAUAUCUACAUGUACUUGUGUUCAAAUGUGGCUCAUGUUGUAGGAGAGGUGGAGGCAAUUUUUUUGGGCUGGUUGUGGGGUCAGGUGUGAGAGCCAGCUGGGUCAGUGUGUUCAGUUCCUGAGCAAAAUGUAUUACCCUCUCAGUGCUCUUCACCACCCAGGGCCCAGUUGUUUGAAGGCCAAUUAGCACCAAUCCAGGGUUAAAUUUGAAUCCAGGUUUCUUUGUUUGUCUAUUCAAGAGCCUUUUUCAGAAAAGUUUCCUUGUUCUUUUAAGAGCAUCCAAUAAUCAAAUUGUAGACAAAAAGAGUUAAACAGAAUAUUUUUUUUUUAAGCUUUCAGGUCAGAAAUCAAAUUUCACACUAACCCCACAGAGAUAACACAUAUAUCAGUCACAAAACAUUCAUUGGUACCUUUGAUGCUUAACAUGGAGUGAAAGUUUAAUUGUUACUUAUAAUUAUUUUCUGUCUUCUCUGCAGGUGGUUUGACUGCUGUAAUCUUCACCGAUGUCCUCCAAUGUACCAUCAUGAUUUUGGGUGCCAUUGUACUGGCAAUAUUAAGUAAGAGCACAUGAUUACUUACAUUAAUCAAAACUGAAACAAAAUUCUUGGAUGUGAUUGGUUAUCACCAGCCUGAUUUGAGCACUGAUUGGGCAGUGUACAUGUCAUCCUUGUAACUUGAUAAUGUAAUAGGACAGUUAAAGGGACAGUUAACACCUCAUGCCUGUGUAAGUGGACAGAGUGCGUCAUGUGCGCAUGCUGUUGUCUUGCAUUUUGCUGAAUUAACUAUCUGUGGUUUUUUUUUUUUUUCCAUGAAAAGAUAUAUUAAUCAAUGCCCAUAAAGAGUGUUUUUGGUGUCAUGAUUUACUGUCUAGUCCAAUAAUGAGAGGUGUUCACAAAUUAUUUGUAAAGCAGCACCCCCCUCAAAUCUUUAACUAUGCUAGUUAUCUUUUAUGGACUUGGCGGGCAUUAGUACUGAUGUUUUUUCUAAAUAUGGUUUUAAGGCUUUGUGAAAGUUGGAGGAUACAAUGGUCUUUGGGAAAAGUUCGGAAGUGCCCAGGGUAGUCCUUAUGCACCUACCAUUGUUCCCACCACAAUGACAGUCAAUAUGACAAAUGCUUCAAUGCUGGCAAACACGACGACUGCUAUGCCAACCACUGGACCCGACCUAAGCGGGUGCUUCAAAUUGACUCCUUACUGGGCAAACAUGUUCCGUCCGAUAGACGACCCUGACUAUCCAUGGCUUGGAUUGUGGACCACUCUUCCUAUUAUGGGAGUCUGGUAUUGGUGUACAGAUCAGGUAGGUCAAGUGUAUUUUUAACCCUUUACUCCUUGACAUCAGUAUACAUAUUCUCCAUUCUGUUCUCUUUACUUUUCCUAUGGUGCCGAUGAGGAGAAUUUGUUUGAACAAUCAAGAGCUUCUUUAAUUGGCUAAUGUUUCUUUUAUUCGUGGGACUUUAAGGUUUUGAUGAAGGGGUAUUGUUGUGAGGAGAAAUCAGGUGCUUGUUGAAGGGUUAAAAGGUCAAGGGUCAAAGGGUUGAAGGUAUCUGGAGGGUUUGCCCUGUUGCAAGUAGGCCCCAUAUUUGUUUCACCCACCCAAAAAUUUUGCACCUGCUUAAACCAGCUCAACCCUUUAAAUUAUCAUAUUAUUUCCCUACAGUAGAAUUCAUUCCUUUUGUAUCGAAAUUGUAAUUUAUUGUGAUCAAAUGCAAAACCUCAACAACACACUUCUGUAUAUGUGGUAACUCAGGAUGAAAAUGGUUACACUUGAUUGCACUUGCAUGCACAUUUUCUGUCAAUCAAAGAUAUUAACUACAAUGUAUGUUCAGCCCCAGUCUUCGACAAAGUCAAGUAAUCUACAGCUUGAGCAAGGUGACGCUUCCAUCUUUGACAUCUUUUGCAUCUUUCUUUACUUCCAGGUGAUUGUUCAGCGUACCUUGGGAGCUAAGAACAACAUUCAGGCCAAGGCAGGUUCCAUUUUUGCUGGCUUUCUGAAGAUCCUGCCCAUCUUCAUAAUGGUGAUGCCAGGAAUGAUCAGCCGUGUCCUCUACCCUGACUCCAUUGGUUGUGCAGAUCCCGUCAGCUGUAAAUUUCACUGUGAUAAUGAGUGGGGCUGCUCUAAUAAUGCCUAUCCCAAGUAAGUUUAUUGUUUAGCCUUGUUGUGUUUGUUGUAUCAUUUGCAGAUAGCUUACCUUUUGAAGGGCACCAUGAUGGUGCACAUGCUAUUGAAGAAUUUGGCUGUGCAUGACUAUUAGAAAUAUAUUGUGUCCCCUGGAAUGUUAGUUAUGCAUCAAUUAUAAUUUUUUGAGACAGAUUCUUGAAUGCAAGGAAGAGAAGGUUUUCUUGGACAUGUGUGCUCAGUGAAGUUCGCUUAAAUGCUCUCAAAGAAUUUCUAAGUUUAAUUCGUAUUAUUGUGGUGUACUUGGAAAUCUCAGGAUUAAAGAGGAAGUUUUCACUCUAGACUGUCAUCUAAAAAUUACCUCUGAUUUACUAUGAUACCAACAACUUUACUUUUUCAACCAUGUACACCCUAAAGCACACCAGUAUAUUCUUCAUACUGUUUUCUGUUUUCUGUUGGUACUGACAAGGAAAAUUUGUGUAACAAGCAAGUCGGAGCUUCUUUCAUUGGCAAUUAUUUCCUUUAGUUUUGUGACCUUAUUGAUUGAUUUAACGGCAAUGUUCACAAGAGGAGAAAUUUGAAUUUCUCCCUUUUGUAUUAGAGGAGUGAAUUUUUUCUAAAAUGUGUCUGAAAUGGGAUCAGGAUCUCCCCCACCCUUCCCAGCCCCUUAAUCCUUGCUACUCUCCUUACACACAUGUUCAGAGAGGUUACUAGUCUUGGUACCCAACCAUUUUUUAUCUGACGGUGUGUGUCCACAGUUUUUUCUUAUCAAGACAUAUUGGUUUGUUUUUUUUUCUUAAUAGACUGGUUCUUAAUGUUCUUCCCACUGGAUUGGUUGGCCUGAUGAUGGCGGUGAUGAUGGCAGCACUGAUGUCUUCUCUUUCCUCUGCUUUUAACAGCAGUGCCACCAUCUUUACUGUGGAUGUGUGGCUCCGCUUCAGGCCAAGGGUAUGAAAAUGUCAAGGUUUUCACCCAGAAAGCAUAAAAUAGUGUUAACCUUUUACACCCAAACAUCAGUAUGCAUAUUCUCCAUACAGUUCUCUAUACCUUUCCAAAGAGGCUGACAGGGAGAAUUUGUUUAACAGUCAAGAGCUGUUUUUGUCAGUGAUCAUCUCCUCUAUUCUCAUGACUUUCAUGUUUGAUUCAGGGGGUGAUAAUUAUAGUAAGGAGAAAUUAGAUGCUAGUCACUCUUAGGGGCUUAAGGGUCAAGUAGCAUAAAAAUAUUCUUUGCAGCCAAAUGAAAAAUAGGCGUGGUCUUAAACAUUUCGCUCAAGAAUUUGUGGAUUGGGUGGAGAAUUCUCUGAUCUUUGGUAUCCAAUGAGCAGCCUUAACUUUUACUGUGGUUUUUAACUUUGAUGAGCUUUCAAAAGGUCUCCUGUCACUCCACCUGUCACGAACAGACCUUGCCAUCAUAAGUACAUGUAAUUCUAAACUUUACUUACCUGAUGCUUAAAAUGUAAACAGUGGAGGGAUGGGGAAGUUGAAAACUGAAGGCAAAAGCUACUGUUAUCAGAGAAAUGAGUUUAGCACUUUGUGGGAUUCUACAUACACGUGUACAUGUACCUUAUUAUAUACCUCAGUCGCGAUAAUGAAGAGAUCCUCUGGACAGUAUUUGUAAAGAGGCUGUUUCUUCAGGUAGUGUGUUAGCUAAGCAAAGACUGUCCUCUCUUUGUAAGUAUUUACAAAUUGCAUUUCUUUCUUUUUCAUGCUGCAGGCCACAGAAAGAGAAAAAGUCAUUGUUGGCCGGGUGGUUGUUGCCCUCCUUGUGGUUGUCAGUUUAUGUUGGUUGCCAAUCAUUCAAGGUAUUUCAGCUCAUUAUUAUCAACAUCAUCAUCACCGGGCAUCAUAUGGAUUCUGUAUGUCACUUAAGGAAUGAACAAGUUUCCAGAAUUUAGCCAGCAUUUGAGGGCCACAAAGCUGGCUCCAAAAAUUAAUUCUUUUGAGUGGAGUCCUGGCGAUUGUGUUAAUUGUUCUCUCCAUGAUUUUUUCUUCUUUGGUGCUGCAUGUAGGUAGCCUACGUGACAAUUCUUUUUCUCACAACGCUGGAAAUAAUUUGUCCAGUUAAACUUAUUUUUACUCAGGCACAGCCCAUUAUUGGCCAAAAGAAUAUUUAUCAUGCCAUAUCUUAAUGAAUUUUCCCCCCUGCCUCCCAUCCCCACAAAACAAGUUUAUUUACAAUUCCAUUAUUGCACAUGCAGCCUUAAAUACACCUGUAUUUAAAACUUGAUUCUUCUCUGCAUGCUCAAACAACUGGACAAAAUGACCAGCCAUCCGAGGAGUUAACCAGACUAAACCUUUAUUUGGACAUUGGCUACUGAGCACCAGUUAUUUCAAGCCCUGAAUUAUGUAAAUCAUUUCGCUCCUGACAAAACAGUACUAUCAUAAUUUUCAAGCAUUAAAAAGAUAGGUAACCACUUGAUAUCAGUUUGCUUUUUUGUGAAUCAUGUCCACAUGGCUAUAGAACACUUUCGAGUCAAACCAGUCAUUGUAUAUUUAUGUACAUUUUUGUCAACAGGUGCUGCAGGGAAACAACUUUUUGUUUACAUUCAGACAAUCCAAUCCUACCUUGCCCCACCAAUUACUAUGGUGUUUGGGUUGGGUAUCCUGUGGACAGGUCUGACAGCAGCAGGAGCGCUGUCAGGCUUGGUGAUUGGGUUCUUGCUGGGAAUGGCCAAGUUUAUUGCUGGUAAUAUUUGGUCAGAUCCUAAGUGUGGUGAAGAAGAUACACGACCUGGAUUUGCUAAAAUGCAUUUCAUGUUUUAUGGUGAGUAAAUUUGAUUGUUGAGGAUAAAAAGUUUUGAAAAUUAUACAAUAAGAGUGUCAGCGAAAGAAACAAAAUGAACAGGUUAGUGUGCCAGAAUCUGCUUUCCUAUUCUUCAAAUUUUGAUUUCAAAAUAUGGCUUUGGACUCUUUAACUCUUUAGUUAGCAGGACUUUCAAGAAACAGGCCUCUAGCCCUGUUUUUUUUUUUUUUUUUAUAAGAUUGGAUAGCUCUAUUCAUUGGAUAAAUUACUCUUGGAUGGAUAGUGCAGUUCAAUUUGUUCACACUUAUCCACUGGAUAGCGAUUCAUCCAUUGGACAGCAAUUUAUCCAUUGAAUAGUGGUUUCUACCCUGAGAGCAACCAGAAUCUAAGGCAAGAUGGCCAAUUGAGGGAAAAGGAGCAUGGAAAUGCUCUUUAUUUUUGCUUUGGUUUUUAACAAUUACACUUAGGGAUUCUCACCCACAAACUAAAAGUUAGAGCUAUUUUGUCUGGCAAAAUGAACCAUACCCAGUUGAGCAAAGGAUCCUGUAACAGUUAUAAACUCGAACAGAACAAGAACUGCCACCAAAAGCAUGUUGAAUGGUAUCUGUGUGAGAGUACUUCUCAUCACCCUUUCCGGCUUCAUUUCAAUGACCACAACCCUGAGGGCAAUGGGUGUUUCUUAAAUUUCUUACUCCAGGCUGAUGGUCCAGUUUUAUAGAAGUUCAUCAAAUAUCAAAAUUUUAACUUUUUCAUUUUCUAGCUAUCAUUAUUUUUGGAGUGAGUGGCUUUAUCAUGGUUGUGGUGAGUUUGUUCACAAAGAAGAUCCCACGAGACGAGCUUGGUGGCCUGACUUGGCCAACAAUCAAUGAGCCUCCCAUCUCAUUUGGAUCCAUUGGCGAAGCAGAUGAAGCUGAGAAGGUGGAAAUUGGUGGUGUGACCGGUACCGAAAAAGUCGAGCUUUUGGAAAAGAACGGUAAGGUUUCAUUGUUGGUGAAGAUUAUUUAUGCGGAACAUUUUGGGGAUUUUGUUUAUUGUGGUUGAGUUACAAACAGUUGCAGAAUCAAAACAAGUCGUGGUGGACCAAAUAUGUAUUGUGUGAAUGAUGAAAUAUCACCCUACAGUGUAUUUUAAAAUGAAACUCUCAUGAAUAGCCAAGACGGAAUUUUUUUCAAGCAGACAAGUGAUGAGUAAUGUAUCAACAUUGGGAUUGUUAGUUGAUAUAAUACAAAUUCUCGGAACUAACAUCGUAAGAAUUGUACGGUAGACAGUAAGGAGAUUUACUAAUGAGAUCGAAAGGGUUAAAAUUCUCCGCCGUUGGUAAAUUUCAGGCCAUCUAAGUCCAACAACUCGUGUGGAAACUUCUUUCGACGCUGAAGGAGAAGUUACCAAAAUCGAGGAAAAGAAUGCUGUUCCACCCAAGCCGAAUGUGAAUGGCGAGACUGUGGCACUGGAAAAUGCAACAGGCGAGAAAAUCAAACUGAGUGUAGUCCAGUUUGUCGAGGAAGAUCCUGCUCUGAAGUGGUUUUUACGAAUCAUGACUGUCUUGUUACUGGUUUGUCUAGUUUUCCUGUGGGUGUACUUUCGCUAAGCGACAUGUACAGUAUAAUUUGUCGAUCCUCGCAUAUAGUGUGAUGUAAAGAUAUGCUAAGGUGCGAUGAUCAUAUUAAUAGGAUGCGCAUCACCAUUUACAUCAUGUAUAUCCUCAUAUAAUCUCAUGCUGGUUGAUAAGUACCUAAAUAUGUACGUGAAGGUCGAGAAACCGACCACAAAUGUUUUAAUGUAUGUGCAAUAAGAGGUGUAAUGGUAUUUGUGUUGUCUCUCUGAUAGAAGAGAGAUGUGUUGGAAACGGUGAAAUCUUUGAUUAAUUUUGUGGUGUAGACGAUUUUUCCUUUAAUGUAGUAAGGGUAUAGUCCUGCAGAUUUUCAAAGCCAACCGGGACGUUCAUUUAAUUAUGCUGGUGAAGACAUUGAUCUGGAAACCAAAACCAAUUUUAACGACACUCAUCGUUGUGGUCAUCGUCAUCAUUAUCAUUAUCAUCAUCGUCAUCGUCAUCACAAACAACAACAAAUAUAUUAAAUGGAAUUACAACAGUAAUCAAAAGAAUUCGAGAAAGUCUUAGACCUUUUAUGGAAUAAGUUAAAGUAGCAGGUUGAUCGUAGGAUCUAAGAUAGCGAACCUGUGUUGGCUUUUUCUUAGAAUUACACCUCCAUUUUGUUUUUCUUCAUUACUGUGAAGCUUGAGGGAGUAUCGAACCGUUUGAAUCAGGUCUAAAUACUCUUGUAUGGCAAGUUUCGAAGUUACAGUCCUCAUCUGAAAGUUUUGAAAGCUUUCUUGCCUCGUCUUCCCUUACUUCUAUUGUCGAAGACUAUUCUGUUUAACUGGAGAAAAAGAAAAUAGAUUUAAUAUUCACGUAGAAGUGUAUAUUUAAUAAGGUUUGACAGAUAGGUUUGCGUGUGUAUAAUGUAAAGAUCUCGUAUAAGCUAGACUUUGCUCCGGGGCAAGUGUUUGCAUAGCUAAUUAAACGUGUAGCCUUUGGUCACGAUAAAAACCUGGCUAGGUUUUGAACCAAUUUAUACAAAAGAGAUAGAAACAGUUUCGUUUAACUCUGUGCUUUGCAUUAGUUUUCCAAUUUUUCUGCCCCUUUUUACUGACAGCAAGCUUUCGCGCGCUUUUAUGUGUUUUGCGCUCUGCGCAUCGGUAGCAGAUUUUCCCGCUCUUGACACUGGUUACCAAUAUUUUCGCGCCUUUGGAAGUUUAAGCUGCUAAGUUUCCCGCUCUUUGUAUUGGUAACAGAUUUUCCUACUCCUACCACCGUUAAAAUGCUCGCUUUCCCGCAUUGGGCGUCGGUCUUCAUUUUUAUGCCAUUUAUCAAGUCGUCAUGUGGUCUCAAGAUUAUUUUUUUUCCGUUGUUGUUGUUGAUUUAAAGUAAUUUUUCGCCAGGAACGAACAAAAACACUUUGAAAAAAAUAUUUAAAUUUUUUUUCGUUAUAGAAAAGUAGUUUUAUGAGUCAAAGGUUUCUGUCUUUCUUUCCUUUGUUUGUUUGUUUGUUUAGGGGUUUUAUCAUUGUUAUUUUUUUCUUUUUCAAGUGAGGUCAGAUUUCUCCAUUUUUGAGGUUUUUUUUUUUUUGGUUCGAUUUUAAGCAGUUUUCUCGUUCAACAUAUUUUUUCCUUUGUGUUGAGCUAGCAAAACAACGUAAAGAAAAACCCAAGCCAAAGGUUUUAACCAUAGCAUUUACUGUACGCAUAAAUUAUGGAUUUAGGAUUCUUCACAUUUAAAUGUUAGGGUGUGAGCUGCUCUAGACAUUGCUUGCUUUAAAGUGGUGAAAAUAAUUAAGAUAUCGGCGUGACAUUUUUGUAGAUUGAGCAAAAUUGUUCAAGGAUUGUGGAGCAAAACCUGUCUAGAGCUUUUAACAUGUUAUCAUAUAUAUAUUUAAGAUGAAUAUAAUGUGUAGACCUAGGAAUUGUUAAGUAUACCAAAUUCAGGUUAGGCUUGAACUGUCAGGAGUUAAAGAGUAAAUUAAGAGCCAGUUCAACAUACAUACUAGCUUCAAUUAUCCUCUCUAAACUAGAAAGUCAGUAUUAUGACAAAGUGGCUUUCUGAAACGGAGAUGAGAGGUAAAGAUUGGGAAGGGGUAGGUGUGGAAUGUCCCUCCCGAGUUGGCCGAGAUUGAACCAAAGUGGAACUCACAGCAAAUAAUCCUUUACCUCUCGCACCCGUUUAGAUUUCACUGUACAAACGGGACUUCCGAUCAGGAGUGUAGACAGUUGAUUAAAGCUCAAUGUACAAGUUCUUGAUGUGUUCGUAGAUCUUGAGUUCCCGAGUUCCCGUGGUCUCUAAUUUACACACCCCACCCCGGUCAAACUUUUUGUGCCCCAUUAAGAAUAGCAAACUGCUCUCCUGCGCUUAAAGAGGUGAAGUUACAAAAUUCACGCCAAAAAAUUCGACUGUUGUCAACACUCAAAAGGGGUGGUAAGGGGUGAAGUUGUCACAGUUGGCAACACGUGACGAACAUUGGAUCUUUGGUAUCAAAAUUGCCAUCCCAGUGAUGAUACCGAAUGGCAAUGUGUUAUCCCUCGCCAUGAAUCUUUCUGAGUACACUCUUGCUUUUUCCUGCUUUUCACAACGAUGAACUAUUAGUGCCCGUGGAAGAACUGAGCCAAUGGAAGGAAGGAAGGAAACCUUCGGACCAAACUUAACGUCAAUGAUGUUUACUUAUCGCCUAGGUGGGAGGGCCGGAAGGGAAAAUAUUUGGCUCGUGGUCACUUCAGCUUUCGCAAUGUUUCCUUUUGGAUUGCACUUAUGGACUCUCAUUUUACGCCCUACUUCAUCUUCCGUCGGAAAUAUGAGCCCGCGCUCCUGAAGACCGGACGCGAAAAAGUGGUGGAAUUGAGCCCAGACUGUGGCGGGUCAUGAUAAAUUCCAUUAUUUUCUUUCUUCCCCUUCCGGUGACAAGCUCCCCUUCUUAAACUCUAGUCUGCAGUAAUUUUUCCUCUUCAACGUUUCCCACUCCCCUCGAAAUGAAAAACUGUACAAUACUAAGUUGGUUGUCUUAUAAUUGUAGAAGGUAGCGUUGCGGUACAGAAAAUACUUGUUUCGAAAGCCUGCAACAGCUUCCGGUUUUAACAUCAAAGGCUCUGAACCGUAGAGCAAUAAAUUAUCUGUGAUAUUCAUUUCAUGUUGGCGACAAAGCAGGAGAAAAUUAAGUAACUUCUAUUUCAACUAGCUCGCAGAAAAAUUUUGGUAGAUAAGUCCUUCCCUGUUGAGAUUUCCCACCCCCUCGAUCUUCCCUCAGCCUGCCAUCAGGCUUCAUGAAAGCUUGAGAUGUUAGUAAACUCCAAGAGUCUGGGCUCCAUUUUUCGGUCUCUGACCUUUGUUAGAAGGUGUCUCAUUAAAGCAUUAAAUAUUCUUAACUGCCAAGCCAUCAUUUUCGAACUGUUUACAUUUCCAGUCAAAUUAUGAUUUAAAGUUAAAAAUACGUUGUGAGGCUUCCAGUUCCUUUGUGUGACUUGGGAUCUCGAGCGAGGUCUGGGGUAAGCGUCCUAAAGCCUUGACUUUUCGCCGAAAAAGGCCGGAAACAUUUUGGAGUUCUUGGAAAGAUACGCAUCAGUGAGACGUGUCAAAGACGUUUCAUGUGGAAUUCAAAUUUGCGUCAUGAAAUGAUUUGCUUUCUAUAGAAAGACUAUCAAACCUUAAUUUAAAGAGGGCUAACAGAUCGCAACCACGAAAGUUCUCUUAUCGCUUUAAGGGCUCCCGCGAUCACAGACCUAAAUCAAAUUUGGUAGAAAAAGCGAUCCAUACAACAUGGAAGGAGCAGAGGUUGAUGUUUUUCAUCUCGAUCGUCUGCAAGCUUUCAACGACGCCGUUUUCGCCAUAGUUGCCACUAUCUUAGUUCUGCCGGUGCGAAAACUCGAAGAGACAGGGGCCUCGGAGCACGUCAGCUUGGAAGAACAACUGAAACAUAGAUGGCCCCAGCUUGUGAUCUACAUGGUCGGUUUUCUCAUGAUGUGCGCUGUAUGGGAGUCUCAUGUGCUUCGAUUUCGUAUCUUGUCACGGGUGGACGAUGUCAUGAUCUGGUUCAACCUUACUUCUCUGCUGUUUACUUCGUGCCUCCCGUUCACGUGCGCUCUAGAGGGAACGUUUACAAGCAAGGGUACACCAAUGGCGCUAGUAUGUGGAAAUCUCAUUGCUUUGGAGAUAUUAGAGGUAAUCAUGAUAGUAUAUGCUUUCCGCCAGCCACGUUUGUUGGCUCAAGAAUUUGACACUCUCACCCAAGAUGAAAUGAAGCAAAGAAUGAAACUUAUGCUCGUAAAGAAAGCCGUCAUAGUAAGUCUUUACGUGCUCGCUGGUCUCCUUAGCUUCUUGCAGAAGCCGCUAGCGCUCGUGGUAGCGGCUGUUGUCGCCGUGUCCCCUUGGAUUAAUCGUCUUGUCGGUGUUACUUAUCGCAAAUGGUCGCAUAUUCGUCUGACUGACUCGGAAUUCGAUCGCAUGUUCGGGAAUUUCAUCGACAAAGAGAGAGUGGAAUUCUUUAGCGACGGAGUCUUCGCUAUCGUGUCUACAUUGUUAAUUCUGGAUGUUACAGUCGAAGAUUUCCCGACGAAAGCGGAAGUAAGCAGCCAUGGUUUUGUAUAUACGAUGCAAAGCGUUAGGCCGGACAUUUCCACGUAUGCAGUCACGUUCAUAGUCGUGGCUCUUCUGUGGUUCACGCACCAUUCGCUCUUCAACUACAUCCAUACACUAAACCAAGUAAUGCUAAUUCUCAACAAUUUAUCUCUGGCUUUCCUGGGUCUUUUUCCCCUGAUCAACGCCACACUGGAUCGUUACGCCGGACGCGGCAAACCAGAUAGUCGCCUUGCUCUCCAAGCGGCUGCUUCAAUCGUUUUCAUGGCCGGCAUAUCUCAAGGAGUAGUGUUUAUUAUCGCAAUAUGGAAAGGCCCGACUGAUCCGGAAUCGCAAGAAAAUCCUCGCGAGGAUCCUCGCUUUCGGUGUACGGCACACUCGUAUCUCGCGUUCAAGCUGGCAACUAUUCCUCUCAUGACCUUAGGGGUGUAUUUUUGGGCAACAUUCGGCCCUAACACAUCCUUUUCAGUUGAUGUUUAUUACAUAGCCGGUGGAUUAACCCCAGUUCUUUUCAUCCUGUUAAAGCUCGUGUUAUCAUGUUUGCAGAGGGUUCACUAUCGCCGCUCAUUUCAAAUACGAGAAGAAAACUGGACCAUCGUAACUCAUGACCUGGAAUCAGAGGAUUAUCCCAGAGUGGUUUAG
This is a messenger RNA of Pocillopora meandrina, 19243 nucleotides long. The record is from the annotation of a GenBank genome assembly. Lineage: Eukaryota; Metazoa; Cnidaria; Anthozoa; Scleractinia; Pocilloporidae.